AUGCUGUCCGAAGCGGUAGCGCUGCUCUGCCUGUUUGGCGUGGCGGCGGCAGCGAGCGCGCAGGACGCGGCAGCCACAGGUGGCCGCUUCGUAUGCAACGCCAUCCCCCCGGGUGCCGAGCCGGGCUGCGGCUACGCGGCGACGGGCAACCGACUGCAGGUGAGCGGCCCCAUGGAGGAUGAGCUGCGCAACACCAUCAUCCGGCUGCGUGAGACCAUCCUGCAGCAGAAGGAGACCAUCGUCAGCCAGCAGGGAACCAUCAAGGAGCUCAACUCCAAGCUUGCGCGCUGUGAGGCAGCAGCCGACGAUUUGGUGCCGCCGGCGGGCAAGUCGCGGGGUCACGGCUCCAGGAGGAAAGAGCUGGGCAAGAACACCAUGGGGGACCUACCGCGUGACCCCGGCGAGACCAUAAACCAGCUUGGGAAGACCAUGCAAAGCUUGAAAGGGCGCUUGGAGAGCUUGGAGCAGCAGAGUUUGCAACUCCCCGGCGCGAACGCGUCAGCCGGAGGUGUUCCGGCACUGAGCCCUUUGCCGCCGCAGCUGCGGGAGCUCCUGGGCCAACGUCUGGGCCUCCUGGAGAUGCAGUUGCUAGGAAAGGUGGCCGAGCUGGAGGAGGAGAAGACCCGGCUCUACAACGAGACGGCGGCUCAUCGCCAACGCACUGACAAUGCGCUCAAUUCGCUUCUGGAAAGGAUCGCUGAGCUAGAGAAAAACAACAACGCCUUCAAGUCACCUGAGGACUUCAAGGUGUCCCUGUCGCUGCGCACCAACUACCUGUACGGUCGCAUCAAGAAGAGCCUCCCCGAGAUGUACGCCUUCACCGUCUGCAUGUGGCUCAAGUCUGGCGCCAGCCCCGGCAUCGGAACGCCCUUCUCGUACGGCGUGCCGGGCCAGGCCAAUGAGAUCGUGCUGAUCGAGUGGGGGAACAACCCCAUCGAACUGCUGGUCAACGACAAGGUGGCGCAGCUUCCUCUUUCAGUGAGUGACGGGCGUUGGCACCACAUCUGCAUCACCUGGACAACCAGAGACGGCUUCUGGGAGGCUUACCAGGACGGCGAGCGGCUCGGCACCGGGGACAACCUGGCCCCCUGGCACCCAAUUAAAUCUGGCGGGGUGAUCGUGUUGGGUCAGGAGCAGGACAUCGUCGGAGGUCGCUUUGAUGCCACGCAGGCCUUCGUGGGCGAGUUGAGCCAGUUCAACAUGUGGGACCGAGUUCUGCGGCCAGCCGACAUCGCAGGCCUGGCCAACUGUUCGGCGUACAUGCCCGGCAACGUGGUCCCUUGGAUAGACGCCAAUGUGGAGGUCUUUGGCGGGGCCACCAAAGCACCGCUGGAGAUCUGCGAGGACCGCGCCUUUGAGUCCUAGUGCCAGGAGACCUCGCAAUUGCAAAAAAAUAAGAAAAGACAAAAAAUAAAAAGCCAAGUAUUCUAGAUCAUUGCAAAGACACUGAUGUCAAAUACAAACCCAUGUUGGCUUCAGCGUGUGUCAUUCCAGUCUUAACCAAACCAUGGAGGAAAACUUGAGGACGAGAUGGCUUGUUGACAUUCUGGGCUGCUCACCAAACAGAUGUGUGUGCAAGCUGAGAAUCGGCUAGGCCAAGCUUCCAUGUUUGAAAAGCUAGAAGGAAAAGGAUCACGACAUUCCAUCCGUGCAUUCCAAUUGUGGAGCUUCUGAAUGCCGACUCGGAGCGAGAAGGAGUCAGCGAGAAGAUCGUUGCAAUCUGUUUCCAUGAACAAGUUUAGGAUUGUCGUCAAUCAGGCCAAGUGUCUUUUCUCUUCUUUCAUUUGAGUCAACAUGCUGUACGUUCAUGCUGCGUUCGUGCCGCCUUUCAUGUCGCGUGGAAACAUUCUUCCUGUGUCGAGGAAAAGGUUGCACGUACGCGCUUUGAAGAGCGCACCAGCCAGGGGAAGGCGUUCAAGAGUCGGCGGCAUUAUUGUUGUCAAGCAACGGCCAUAUUUAAUGCAUGAGCCCCGGCUGAUGGUGUUUGGCAAAGACAGCGCAUGCCUUCUUUUAGUGCACAUGCACGUGUACGUUCCAAAUAAGUAAGCGCGUGGACAUUAUGUAAGACAAUGUCUUGCGUGUUAAAAAAAAAGAAAAAAAAAGAAAAGAUUAGCAGGGAGGGAGGACAUUUUGAUUCUUGUCAAUCUCCGCUUAAUACCUCUCUGGCCCUUGAGCGGCGGCCAUUUCCCAAACAGCUUUACAUGGAUGCCGGCGACGAGCCCACAGCUGCCCAAAACCAGCUGAGAGCUGGCACCCGACGCCCGCCGUCAUGCCAGAGGGAUUGAGCGGGAAGGACAAGCCGUAAUUCCGCCAUCAUCAAGUGCGCUUGCGAGUUUAGGUCCUGGAUCCCAAAUAAACGUUUCCUAUUGAAAUGGAUGGAAAUGGCGUUAAUCCAUUCCAGACCCCCCAAAAAAUGUUUCAAUGACUACUCAAAGUGGAAUGUAACGCAUUAAAAACAAUUUGCAAUAUGAGUUCAUACUUGAACAGACAAACAUUUCAGUUCUUUGAGAGUUUCUAAUCGCCUGUCAAUGAUGUUUAAUAUGCGUUGAGCUAGCAAACUGUCAUAAGAUGUGCUUUGGUGAAAUACACCAGGUGUCAUUAUUAGUAUUGUUUUGUGUUUUGUUCUAAAGUAAAUGUAAACAGCAAGUGGCAAGCGACACAACGGUUAAUUGUACUGACUUUGACUAAAAGUCAAACUUUUGCUUACAAGACAAAGCAAAAAUUGGCUUGUAAGUCAACGUACCACUGAGUGGUUGUGGAUGUUUUUUCUUGUUCAAUGUUGGAACGAAUCAUCAUCGAUUCAAUCUGUGUUUGAAUAUGAGUAGCAGUCUGGACAUUAUGAAUGUUGAA
This is a messenger RNA of Syngnathus typhle (broad-nosed pipefish), 2850 nucleotides long. It is a transcript of the gene nptx2a, whose product is annotated as neuronal pentraxin 2a. The transcript is spliced from 5 exons. The record is from RefSeq and is a predicted model, not a curated record. Lineage: Eukaryota; Metazoa; Chordata; Actinopteri; Syngnathiformes; Syngnathidae. Bases 1 to 1365 code for a protein of 454 amino acids.